AUGUACCCCAUAUACAACUGGCCCCACCAGGCGCCACCUCCAGCGCCGCCCCCACUGGCGCCGGCGCCGGCGCUGGCGGCGCCCCACUACCUCGUCGCCGACGCCAUCGACGACGCCUACGACCACUCCCAACCACCACCACCGCCUCCGCCACCGCCAGGGUACGCCGCCCCGCCAGCGAGCGCCGUCGCCGCGCCUUACGCCAUAGACUACCACUACCAACCCCCGCCACAACCACAACCGGCGCCAGUGCCGCCGCCGUAUUACGCGCCCUACCCGUACGGGUACCCCCAGCGGCUGACAGUGUCAGCGUACGGGAGCACGGCGCCUUUUGAAGAGCAGUUGCCUCAGCAAGCGUCAAACUUCAAGCCGAUCCAGACGAAAAAGAACCUGAAGCCGCGGAUCAACAAGAUCGUCAAGGGGCUGAUGGUGCUGCCGCCGACGACGCGGCGGCGAGCGCCGCGCAAAUUGGCGCCAGUGGUGGUGGGCGAGGUGGUUAACGACGACGUGUUUGACCACUACGCCCGCGAAAUGGGGUUGAGCCGGCCCCUUGACGCCACCGUGCUGGCGCUGUGCCAGCUCCGCCUUAAACUGCCGCUAGAGUUUGCCCUUUUCGAUACGUUUUGCGCCACCGUCCAGCCGGCGCUCGACGUGUACUUGCCCCACUGCGUGUGGGGGCUGAUCAUCCCCGAGAUUGCGCUAUACGACGACACCAACGUGGUGUUGGACGCCGUGUUGUGUUUGGCGCUGAUGGUGUACGCCCGCCAGCCGCUGAUGGCGACGCAGAUAGCGCCGCUGGCGCCCGAGAUAGCCGUUAAAUACCACCAGCGGGCAGUGGAGCUGAUUGAACAGCAAUUGCCCCGUGCCGCCGACGAUUUCAGCAUCAUGGCGCGGGCGAUGGUAGCGACGGUGGUGCUCUGUAUAUACGAAACUUUCUUGCCACCGCUCGACGCCAGCUAUGUCAAUAGCGCCUCCGUGCUUCUCUUUCAGUUGGUACGGCGCCCCGAGCUGCGAGGUGGUCGCUCAGGGCGCCCCCCAGGCCUCGAGCGUCUGCCACUAUACCAGCUGUGCUUCACCAUGUUGAUGGUGUGUGACGUGUACCAAGCCCUCAAACAAGAGCAGCCCUGCUGGUGUCCCAGCGACCAGUUCUGGCAGGCGCUUGACCCCGAUAUGUUUGAUGGACUCGACGACUAUAGCCGUGGCCAGGCGGCGCCCGAUGCGCCGAUGGUCGCCGCCGCCACCGGGUGGUGGGUCUUGAAGCUGGUCCACCUUUUAGGGGUGAUUAACGACUUUCGCUGCCUGCCGCUGGCUCUUCUGUAUGAGGACUACGAGUGUAAUCGCCCAUUACAGACCUGGCGCCAAUUGCUGCGCCAAUUGACGGAGUUUGAUGCCCACUACCCUCAAGGAUUAGCGCCGAUCGUCUACCAGUGGGACCCGUUAACCCUGGCGUUCCCGACGAUAUAUUUCCGCUUGCCAGCACACGCCAUAGUCUACCUUCAUCGGAAAAUGGCCCAUCUCUGUUUGUACGAGGCGCUCCAGAGGCGCCCCCACCGUGACGACGGCGCCGCUGCCGCUGAGCUCGAUAAGCUUGGGGCUGACCACCCCCGGCGGCUCGCUCGCGAGAUAUUCGGCGUGUUCAGUACGUACGACGGCAACCCCAGUAUGCUGGGGGUAAUGAUGCCGUGUCUUCGCCUCAUCACAACGCACCUUGGCGACACCCAAUUGGCGCAGCAGAUGGUGGCGCUCGCCGAGCGUCAGCCCAUGGUAGGCGCCGUCGCCCGCAGUGUUUGUCAAUACUCUGAGUAA
Messenger RNA from Diutina rugosa, 1806 nucleotides. RefSeq lists its product as uncharacterized. The record is from RefSeq and is a predicted model, not a curated record. Gene Ontology annotation, molecular function: transcription cis-regulatory region binding; DNA-binding transcription factor activity. Gene Ontology annotation, biological process: positive regulation of transcription by RNA polymerase II. Gene Ontology annotation, cellular component: nucleus. Bases 1 to 1806 code for a protein of 601 amino acids. Lineage: Eukaryota; Fungi; Ascomycota; Pichiomycetes; Serinales; Debaryomycetaceae. The transcript has a single exon.